Schistocerca cancellata (South American locust) is the source of this 2552-nucleotide messenger RNA. Its product is annotated as UDP-glycosyltransferase UGT5-like. The record is from RefSeq and is a predicted model, not a curated record. Gene Ontology annotation, molecular function: UDP-glycosyltransferase activity. Bases 555 to 2105 code for a protein of 516 amino acids. NCBI's taxonomy places the organism in Eukaryota, Metazoa, Arthropoda, Insecta, Orthoptera, Acrididae. The transcript is spliced from 8 exons.
UUGUGCAGGACUUCAUUCCACCCACAUAUGGAUCGCGUGAAGAAAGAUUCUUUAAAUGCAUAUGAGCGUGCUGUCAUUAGUGUAAUCUUGUCUUUGCGAUCCCUAUAGGAGCAACACGUAGGGAACAAAUAUGUUCCGAGGAACAUCACUUGCAUCUGGUCCUACAAACUUCAUAAGUAUUAAGAAACUACCUACAAAGGUUCUCACGGGAUAGUUUUCGUUUGUAUUUAAGCACCUGCUAGUUCAAUCGAUGUAAGACAUUUAUUUCUUCAGACUUCUAAAGGAUUCUGAUGGGAAUAAAUUAACAACACAACAGAAAUUAGUAUUUUGAGUGAAGCAUUCCUAUUGGAGAUAACUAGUGAGUGGCUAGUGCGUGUCUGCAUUCCUGGAUCUGGGCUUUGGUGACAGGUUGCUCUGCAGCAUAGGCCGAGAUCUAGGUUUGUUUGCAAGUUCAUUCCACAUCUUCUACCUGCCGUUUCUCUCCUGCAUGCAGUGGAAGAGCUACUGACUCCAUACAUGCACUUUAACCACUCUAUAUAAGGUGGGAGCUGAGCAUGCGCCAUACUUUGCUGGUCGCCGUCCUGCUGCUGGGCCGCCUGGGCUCGCAGGGGGCCAACAUCCUGGCGCCCAUCUGGUUCUCGGCGCCCAGCCACUUCGUCAUGUUCGACCGGCUGCUGUCGGAGCUUGCAGCCAGGGGCCACAACGUGACGGUGCUCAGCUACUUCCCCAGGAAGGCGCCUCUGCACAACUACCACGACAUUGCGCUGCACAGGGACGAAUGGCACCACCUCGGGGGGAUGUCGGUGGACGUUAUCCCUGUGUUGCGGUCCAUCACGGUGGGCUACGCCUACGGCUGGAUGGGCAACGUAGAAGGCUGCAGGGAGGCGUUCUCGCAGCCUCAGACGCGGGAGCUGGUGCGUUCUGCUGACCGCUACGACCUGGUCAUCACCGACAUCCACUUUGCAGACUGCACGGUAGCCUUCGCGCACCACCUGGGCGUGCCGCUCAUCAACGUCGCCACCAGCUUCCCGUUCGCCUGGACGCACGACAGGGUGGGGAACCCGGAUCACCCGGCGUACACGGAGCUGUUCAACUCGGAGGCGGUCGCGCCGUUCACGUUCUGGCAGCGGCUGAAGCACUCCGUGGCCCACGUGUACACGCGGCUCGGCAACCGCUGGCUGUCGGACUGGCAGGUGGACGCCGUGGUGCGCGAGGCCUUCGGGCCCGGCGUGCCGCCCACGCACGACCUGGUGCGCAACGCCAGCCUCGUGCUGCUCAACACCCACUGGAGCAUCGACCAGGUCAUCCCCAAGGUGCCCGCCCUCGUAGAAGUCGCGGGCCUGCACGUCGCAGACCCGAAACCUCUUCCGCAGGACAUUCAGAAAUUCAUGGACGACAGCCCUGCAGGUGUGGUGUAUUUCUGCCUCGGUUCAAAGUUCCGACCCGACUCAUUCGCUCCGGAGAAGCUGCAGGCCGUGCUGGACACAUUCUCCAGGCUGGAACAGCGCGUGCUCUGGAAGGUGGACGCCUCCAGCCUGCCGUCGCUACCGGACAACGUGAAGACGGCAGCGUGGGUGCCGCAGAACGACGUGCUCAAUCACCCUAACACGCGUGUUUUCAUCACUCACGCCGGUCAGAUGAGCAUGGUGGAGACGACGAUGGCCGCCGUACCUGUGCUGGCCAUUCCAUUCGGCGGUGACCAGGUGGCCAAUGCGGCGAGGGCGGCCAGGAGGGGCACCGGCCUCCUUCUGGAGUACCAGGACCUCACGUACGACACGUUCAGCAGCGGUCUGGACGCGUUGCUCAACGAUGCCAGGUAUCGUGAGCGCGCCAAACAAGUGUCCCAGCUGUUCCGGGACCGACCACGACCUCCGAUGGAGGAGGCGAUCUACUGGGUUGAGUACGUCAUCAGGCACCGAGGGGCGCCGCACCUGAGGUCUGCGGCGCUGGACCUGGUCUGGUACCAGUACCUGCUGCUAGACGUCGCUGCCUUCGUAGUGGCGGCGGUCGUCUUCUCUGUGGCGCUGCUCUUCUUUGGUGUACGGGCGCUGCUGAGGUGCUGCACGCCGAGGAGGGUCCCAGCUAACAAAAAGAAGACCAAAUGAGUUGGCGAGGGGCUGUGCAAGUUGUAACCAGUCGAAAGAGCCAAGUUGGUCUGUUAUCUGCAAAUAACAACAUAUAGUGGGUUUACAGAGAACAUAAGUACUAUAUAUAUUUGCUAGUAUUUUUAUGGCAUUUUGGAGGAGUUCGACAGACUCCAUUAAAAAAGUGUUUUCAUCAAUUGUUGCAGUCAUUAUCAGUGGAAUUUUCGCUGCUUCACACAUUCAACCUACACUAUAUACGUUCCAGAAGGAAUUUAUAAGUCUCUCUCUCUCUCUCUCUCUCUCUCUCUCUCUCUCUCUCUCUUUUGCAAAUAAGGGACAUUUAUGAUGUUAGCAUGUUUCAUUUGUGCUAGAAUAAAAGACCUUCGUUCUGUGAUCCUAUGAUAGCAGAUGCUUGACCACUGCAUGGCGGAACAUAUGUUUGUUUACACAAGUGUUCAACUUAGAUUU